This is a messenger RNA of Megalopta genalis, 2033 nucleotides long. RefSeq names its product UDP-galactose 4'-epimerase (gene Gale). Gene Ontology annotation, biological process: beta-D-galactose catabolic process via UDP-galactose, Leloir pathway. The record is from RefSeq and is a predicted model, not a curated record. Gene Ontology annotation, molecular function: UDP-glucose 4-epimerase activity. Lineage: Eukaryota; Metazoa; Arthropoda; Insecta; Hymenoptera; Halictidae. Gene Ontology annotation, cellular component: cytosol.
AGAUAGAAAUACAUGUAUGAAAUUUAUUUACUUGGCGCACUAUCAAUGCUAUGUAAUAAUGUAUUAUGUCAUAUCAUAGGACUCAUGUAUUCCUUAGGUAGUGUUAAACGUUAUGAAUACAUACAGUGGAAUGGAGCAUGUGUUGUUUCAUAUUGACAAUGAAUCUGAGAACAAAAAGAUAGCUGCUCAGGAUUGUUUGCGUUAUGAUGUGGCACCGUGAAUUGUAUCAAAAUUUAAUCUACGUGCAAUUGGAAGUGAAUAGAUCGUUUGUCAAAAUUUUCAUUACUAAAUAAUACAUAGGAAAUAUAACCUCAACAAAUUUUGUUUUUUUGUGAAUUAAUCAUAAUUUGAGGUAGUAAUUUUGUGUUAAAUUGACACUGACGUGUCAGAAUUACGUAACUUUCUCCGAAGAUAUUGUUUUUCCUAUGUGUCAUUAAGAUAAAGAAUAGUCGGUUUCCUGCAGCUCAAAGUUUGGUUAAGUGUCUGCCUACGUGUCAAACAAGCACGAAAAAUAUAAAAAGAAACAAUGGGAAAUGAAUCUUGGAAUGUGCUGGUGACGGGAGGUGCUGGUUAUAUUGGUUCUCAUACGGUAUUGGAACUAUUAGCUGCCAAUUUUAAGGUGGUGGUAAUAGACAAUCUUAGUAAUACUUACAAAGGCGACAAUGAUUUAAAACCAGAAUGUUUACUGAGAGUAGAAAAAUUAACAAACAAACAAAUUAUAUUUAUUCCUUGUGAUAUAACAAACAUUAAAGAGUUAAAAGAUAUAUUUAAGAAGUAUAAAUAUCAUUGCGUUAUACAUUUUGCUGCUUUGAAAGCAGUGGGUGAAUCAUGCGAGAAACCAUUGGAGUAUUACAAAACCAAUAUCAGUGGAACUCUGAAUUUGUUAGAAACAAUGAGGGAGUACAAUGUAAAGCAUUUAAUUUAUUCUAGUAGUGCCACUGUUUAUGGAGUACCCGAAAAGCUUCCACUAAAUGAAAAUAUGAAGACCGGUAAUUGCACGAAUCCUUAUGGAAAAACAAAGUACAUGGUUGAAGAAAUUUUAAAAGAUUUGUGUGCGUCUGACGAGGCAUGGUCCGUCAUAUCUCUCAGAUAUUUCAAUCCGGUUGGAGCUCAUCCUUCCGGUCAGAUUGGAGAAGAUCCCAAUGGAAUACCUAACAAUCUGAUGCCAUAUAUCGCUCAAGUAUCUGUUGGAAAAAGAGAAAUGCUACACAUUUAUGGCGAUGAUUACGAUACCGUUGAUGGAACAGGCGUCCGUGAUUAUAUUCACAUUGUGGACUUGGCAUCGGGUCAUGUGAAAGCAAUGAUCUAUCAAAAAACUAAAGAUUCAAGUGGAUUCAAAGCGAUCAAUUUGGGUACUGGAAAGGGUUAUUCGGUGCUUGAAGUUGUCAGUGCCUUCGAAAAGGCAUCUGGUCAGAAGAUACCGUACAAAAUUGUUCCACGUAGAGCAGGAGAUAUAUCUGCCAGUUACGCGGAUGCUACUAUAGCUAAUAAAGAAUUAGGAUGGCGAGCCACUAAGAAUAUUGAUGACAUGUGCGCAGAUGCAUGGAUGUGGCAACAAAAUAACCCAAAUGGUUAUAAGAAAUAUUAAUUAUAAUUGCUAAUGCAUUUAUCUGUUAAAUAUUGUUGUAAUUGUUUUACCAUUUUUAACGAUACAACUCUAGUUAUUUAAAUACAAGCCAUGGUGGUAUCUGGUUACCAAAGUUUCGACCAAAGCUCAACAUAAAUGUAUAUUUAUCUACUGAUAAGCCAUUCCUAUGUUGAAAUUGAUUUACUUUCCAUAAUAUGGUGUAGAUAUAGAAUAAUCAAAAACAUUGAUCUUUUAUAUGGAAGAAAUGAGUACGUAUUACUAUUAAACUAUUGUGCCAUAUGAAUAUGUAUUGUGUAUGUACACAACAAACCCACAAUUGGAUUCACGUUAAAAGCUGACAAUAUUAAAUUAACAAUAUUAAAGUACAAAAUGGAAAUUUACAUUACAUUUGUACGUAUUGUUAAAAUGUGCAAUAAAUACCGAUUCUAUCGAGCAUUGUAAUCUA